AGGCUUUUUUUUUCAUUGCAGGAACUCUGCUGAUUACAUUGAAAUGCCAUUGUAGCAAUGUCACGACAUGACAGUGGUUUGAUCGUCUUCAAAUUUGAUAGGGAACAUCCUGCUUUUGAUGUGAGUGGAAAUGACUUAUUCUAUGCCAACUAUCUUUAUUUGUGGGUGUAUGAUUUCUCAACACAAACCCUACAACAAGGUCCCUCUAUUGGACGCGGCGGAGGGGCGGACGCUGUUGGUCACGGCGGACGCGUGGACGCUGUUGGUCACGGCGGAGGCGUGAACGGUGCUCGAGGCUUCCGUGUUAAUGGCGGUGGCUUUAAUCUAGGUGCCGGAGAUGUGAAUGAGAGAGCUGUUGGACGCGGCGGUGGCGCGAUCGCUGUCGGACGCGGCGGAGGCGCGAACGCUGUUGGGCGCGGCGGAGACGGUGGCGAGAACGCUGUUGGGCGUGGUGGAGGCGUGAACGGAAAUGUUGCUGCGAGAAGACCGUACAGAAUCACCUAUAGCUUGGCAGAGGCAGCGAAGCAUCUCUCGGGAUAGAUUAUCUAUAUGCCAUUUAAGACAAUUGUUUUCUUAGUUUUCAAUUUUUAGCUAUGAAAUUGCUCUGUUUUGGAUUUGUGAUUAUUGUUGAGCUCUUGUUCUAUGCUGCAGCAAAUUAAAGAGAUGUGUGUUUUUGGAUGCCAAAAUAUAUAUGAUGUGUUGAGUACUAGAGGUUUAGUGUAUUAGUAAACACAAAAUGCAGAGCGAGGAACAGACUAAACAGUGGACUCCAGU
Messenger RNA from Arabidopsis arenosa, 774 nucleotides. The record is from the annotation of a GenBank genome assembly. Lineage: Eukaryota; Viridiplantae; Streptophyta; Magnoliopsida; Brassicales; Brassicaceae.